AUGGAGGCAAGAGUUGGAGAUAGUUCUGACACAAAAAGGGACAUUGAUAGAUCUAGCAACAUCAAUAUCACCGACCUUGAUCUGCCGAACAAAAACGUCGUUGUCAGCACCAACCAGAAGCUGGACAUGUGUGGCGGGGGAGGAGCCGAAAAGAUAGAACAUGACUUCUACAUUGUUUUCUUGAGAGAUCAGACUACGAAUGAGAGACCGACACUUGUCGAGACGCAUCUGAAUAUCCUUUCAUCUUUGAAAGGAAGACUAAUGGUAUGGAUAAAGUUGCCUCGGUUUUCCGAAACCAAUACAGGAAGCUACACACGACAAGAUCAUGGGAUUUCCUCAGACUAACUGAAAAGUCGAAGAGGAAUUUAGAAGUUGAGAGCGACAUCAUAGUUGGAAUGAUUGACUCAGGUACAAUGCCAAUCAAGUGUGAAUACUUUGCUUGACGAUUAAUCUCAUUUCCAUUGUAUAAUACAUAGGCCAUUAGUUUUUAGUUAUCUUUUAUGCAUAAUAGGAAUUUCGCCCGACUCCGAGAGCUUUAAUGACGACGGUUUUGGCCCUCCACCGAAAAAAUGGAAAGGAAGUUGCCCCAAAGCCGCAAAUUUCUCCGGAUGCAACAACAAGCUCAUCGGUGCAAAGUACUACAAGAUGGACAAGCAGCCAGACCCGGACGACAUCCUGUCGCCCAUCGACGUGCAGGGCCACGGGACCCACACGUCAUCGACCGCAGCAGGGAGCGCGGUCGAGCAAGCGAGCCUGUUCGGAAUUGGCGAGGGCACGGCUCGUGGGGCAGUGCCUUCAGCCCGCGUGGCAAUGUACAAGGUGUGUUGGGCCUCGGGCGGCUGUGCAGACAUGGACUUGCUGGCGGCGUUUGACGACGCCAUACACGACGGUGUUGAUGUCAUAUCCCUUUCGAUCGGGGGCCGCACGGGACCCUAUACUGAGGAUAUCAUAUGUAUUGGCGCUUUCCGAGCCUCGAGCAAAGGGAUCCUCACGGUGGCCUCAGCGGGGAACUCUGGGCCGUACGAAGGAUCAGUCACGAACCACGCACCCUGGAUGCUGACAGUGGCGGCCAAUGGCAUUGACCGCCAGUUCAGGAGCAGGGUGGUGUUGGGCGAUGGGGCCAUUUUGUCGGGAAUUGGAGUGAGCCCAAUUGAGCCAAAGCAAAACUUGUAUCCUCUGGCAAGUGGGGCUGAUGUGGCCAGUGACUCUGGUGAUAAGGAAUCUGCAAGGUCCUGUUAUGAAGAUUCAAUGGAUCCUAAGAAGGUGAAAGGGAAGAUCAUAUACUGCUUCACGGAUACUGACGGGGCGGAUUCCACCAUCAAAGGUCUCGGGGGCAUUGGCGCCAUAAUGAAAGGUGACAGGUAUCUUGAUACAGGAUUUGUGUACAUGGCUCCAACAACCGUCGUUAACGCCUCCCUGGGGAAAAUAAUCGAGGACUACUUGAACUCCACAAAAAAUCCGUCUGCGGUAGUACACAAAACCGAGGAAGUCCAAAUCCGUGCUCCUGUUGUGGCUUCAUUUUCCUCAAGGGGUCCAAAUCCAGGAUCCCAACACCUUCUCAAGCCUGAUAUUACAGCCCCAGGGAUCGACAUCCUAGCAGCUUACACUCCUUUGAAGACUAUAACUGGAAAGGAAGGCGACAAACUGUACUCCAAAUUUAGCGUCAUAUCAGGCACCUCAAUGUCCUGCCCGCACGUCUCAGGGGCUGCUGCCUAUGUGAAAUCUUUCCACCCCGACUGGUCGCCCGCCGCCAUAAAAUCAGCCCUUUUGACCACAGCGAGACCAAUGAGCUCAAGGGUGGACACGGAUGCUGAAUUCGCGUACGGCACAGGCCAAGUUUACCCAACCAGGGCUAUCAACCCUGGGCUGAUCUACGACAUGGAUGACAUGUCGUAUAUUCAAUUUCUCUGUCACGAAAACUAUAGUGGGUCAGCAAUUGGUACCUUAACCGGGCGCGGAACAGUGGAUUGCUCCAAAUUGCUCCCCGCCAGCCCAGAGGAUGCCCUCAACUACCCGACCAUGCAGCUGGCGUUGAAAAACGAUCAAGAACCGACUGUCGGCAUUUUUAUGAGGACAGUCACGAAUGUGGGCCCUCCAAAGUCGGUUUACAAUGCCACCAUCCGGGCCCCGAAAGGGGUCGUUAUAACCGUGAAGCCCACGAAACUCUCGUUUUCCGAGACCUUGCAGAAGAAGAGCUUCAAAGUUGUGGUGACGGCGAAACCGAUGUCCUAUAGUAGGACUAUUGCAUCGGGUUUGCUCACUUGGGAAAGCACAGAUUCCCGAGUGAGGAGUCCUAUUGUGGUUUACAAUCCAUGAACCAACUGAAGACGGGAACUUGGAAAGGGAGUCGGAGAUUUCUGUGGACAACAGUACUAAAGUAUGUUUACUUUGCUGCGAUAAUACUUACUACUAAGCGAAAUGCUAAAGUUCAAUGUUCAUAACAAGUUUGGGUAAAUAAAGGUUUGCGAUAUGAAUUUUAGUUCUUCUUGCACUUGUACAAGUUGAACUCUUCCCGUUGCUUCUUCUGUUGGGAAAAAAUAUUAACUUCAACUAGUAUCUACUUGUCGACUUAAAACACUGAUGCGUAUAUACACAACGAAACGUAGUGCGUAAAUGUAACUCUUUCCAUUUUUCGACACCUGGAGUGUAAAGCUAAUCAUCUCGGAUGAACUGAGUAAGAUGUCCCAAUUUGAUA
This is a messenger RNA of Striga asiatica, 2695 nucleotides long. NCBI's taxonomy places the organism in Eukaryota, Viridiplantae, Streptophyta, Magnoliopsida, Lamiales, Orobanchaceae. The record is from the annotation of a GenBank genome assembly.